Messenger RNA from Pseudopodoces humilis (Tibetan ground-tit), 1570 nucleotides. NCBI's taxonomy places the organism in Eukaryota, Metazoa, Chordata, Aves, Passeriformes, Paridae. The record is from RefSeq and is a predicted model, not a curated record.
UCGCUCUCGCGCCUUACGCUCCGCUCUUAAAGGGGCCGCGCCGCCUCUUUCCCGUUAUUUUUUUAAUCCCGUUUUUCCAAGCGUCUCCGGCUCCGUCCGGGUGGGCCCGAGCCCCUCCCGCCAAACUCCGCCGCCGCCAUGAGGGAGAUCGUCCACAUCCAGGCGGGCCAAUGCGGCAACCAGAUCGGCGCCAAGUUCUGGGAGGUGAUCAGUGACGAGCACGGCAUCGACCCCACGGGCACCUACCACGGGGACAGUGACCUGCAGCUGGACCGGAUCAGCGUCUACUACAACGAGGCCACAGGUGGGAAAUACGUGCCCAGGGCCAUCCUGGUGGAUCUGGAGCCCGGCACGAUGGACUCGGUGCGCUCCGGCCCCUUCGGGCAAAUCUUCCGACCCGACAACUUCGUCUUCGGCCAAAGCGGCGCCGGCAACAACUGGGCCAAGGGUCACUACACGGAGGGCGCCGAGCUGGUGGACUCGGUGCUGGACGUGGUGCGCAAGGAGGCCGAGAGCUGCGACUGCCUGCAGGGCUUCCAGCUGACCCAUUCGCUGGGCGGCGGCACCGGCUCGGGCAUGGGCACCCUGCUGAUCUCCAAGAUCCGCGAGGAGUACCCCGACCGCAUCAUGAACACCUUCAGCGUGGUGCCGUCGCCCAAGGUGUCGGACACGGUGGUGGAGCCGUACAACGCCACGCUGUCGGUGCACCAGCUGGUGGAGAACACGGACGAGACGUACUGCAUCGACAACGAGGCGCUCUACGACAUCUGCUUCCGCACCCUCAAGCUGACCACGCCCACCUACGGCGACCUCAACCACCUGGUGUCGGCCACCAUGAGCGGCGUCACCACCUGCCUGCGCUUCCCCGGGCAGCUCAACGCCGACCUGCGCAAGCUGGCCGUCAACAUGGUGCCCUUCCCGCGGCUGCACUUCUUCAUGCCGGGCUUCGCGCCGCUGACGUCGCGGGGCAGCCAGCAGUACCGCGCCCUCACCGUGCCCGAGCUCACCCAGCAGGUGUUCGACGCCAAGAACAUGAUGGCGGCCUGCGACCCGCGGCACGGCCGCUACCUGACGGUGGCCGCCGUCUUCCGGGGCCGCAUGUCCAUGAAGGAGGUGGACGAGCAGAUGUUGAACGUGCAGAACAAGAACAGCUCGUACUUCGUGGAGUGGAUCCCCAACAACGUGAAGACGGCGGUGUGCGACAUCCCGCCGCGCGGGCUGAAGAUGGCCGUCACCUUCAUCGGGAACAGCACGGCCAUCCAGGAGCUCUUCAAGAGGAUCUCGGAGCAGUUCACGGCCAUGUUCCGGCGCAAGGCGUUCCUGCACUGGUACACGGGAGAAGGAAUGGACGAGAUGGAGUUCACCGAGGCCGAGUCCAACAUGAACGACCUCGUCUCCGAGUACCAGCAGUACCAGGACGCCACGGCCGAGGAGGAGGAGGAUUUCGGGGAGGAGGCCGAAGAGGAGGCUUGAGGGGUUUUGUUCCUUCAGGUGGUGGUUGGUGGUGGAGUGUCUUCUCCUGCCUCGGGCGUCUUCGUCGUCAUUGUUGUCGUCGUCAGUGUUGGCCUCG